Dermacentor silvarum is the source of this 7688-nucleotide messenger RNA. RefSeq names its product death-inducer obliterator 1 (gene pps). Gene Ontology annotation, molecular function: protein binding. The transcript is spliced from 21 exons. Gene Ontology annotation, cellular component: nucleus. The coding region runs from base 494 to 5101 and encodes 1535 amino acids. Gene Ontology annotation, biological process: DNA-templated transcription. The record is from RefSeq and is a predicted model, not a curated record. Lineage: Eukaryota; Metazoa; Arthropoda; Arachnida; Ixodida; Ixodidae.
UUAAAUUGUGCUCCCCCAUCUUCCCCUGCAGCCAGUGUCACCAUUUGGCAAGGUGGUCAAGGUGGUGCGGACUGCGCCCGAGCCCAAAAAGAGGCCCCGACGCGAAAGCUUCACCGACGAGCCCGCGCUCUUCAGCCAGCCAGACGUAUUGCAUAAGGAGCACGAGCCGCUAGCCGCACCUGUACCUGCGCCAUCCGCUGCCGCGCCUGUGACAACGGCCGGACCCACGCCAGCCGUAGCAGCGACUCCAACAACACCCAAGCCUGCCUUCCCCAGCGACGAGUCGGUGUACGACUCGGUGGAGGCACACGUGGCACGCCUCGCUGGCGGGCUGGAGCACAGUCUCGUGCCGACCACCGCGCCGAUACCUGUUGCAGCUGUGCCGGUCGCUCCGGUGGUGAAUGCACCCGCAGCGCAACCUGCUGGGGCAAUCGCGUCUCAGCAGCACAAGCCAACGACUGCUGCCAGGCAUGGACCUGCAGAAACCAAGGCGAUGCCAAAGAAGCCGACGCCUACAAAGCCAGCUGCCGCAAAGCCAGGCCACCCAGGCCAACCGGACCAUAAGAAACCGGCGCUGGCCGUAGCCGUCAAGUCGGCACCGCCACCACCGAGUCCCGCUAAAGUAAAGCAUGCCGGACAGCUUGCAACACCUUCACCAAAGACGCCCAAGAUUGCCAAGGCGAGCCCCAAGACACCCCAGGGGAAGACGCCAGGGUCGGCAAAGAAGCCAGAGCCACACAAGCAACCAAAGAAGAUGCGGCCCGAGCUACCCACUACACCAGUUGCAGCGACAGCAGCACCAGUUACCACCGCCACCACCCCGACCCCGCCUGCCGUGGUUGUGGCCGAGCGGCCAAAGAGGCAGAGCAAGGAAAAGUUUAAGCGAGCUAUGAUGCGCAAGCGAGAGAUGGGUCGUCGGGUGGACGACGAAGACGUGGAGGACAGCUCGGAGGAGGCGCACGGCUCGGACUGGUCUUCGGAAGACGACCCAGAGCGGCUGUGGUGCAUCUGCCGCAAGCCGCACAACGACAAGCUACUCCAGCAAGCACGGUGCAAAUCUAAAGAGGGUCCGUCUCGAGGGUUCAUGAUAGAGUGUGACCGGUGCAAGGACUGGUUUCACGGGACGUGCGUGGGAGUCACGCGGCAGCAGGGACGGCUGCUCGAGAAGGAGAACAAGGAGUGGGUCUGCCCCAAGUGCUCCAAGGGCGAGAACCGUGGAACUGUGGCUGCUGUGACCAAGAAGGAGCUGCACCGGCAGUCAUCGUCAGAGGACAAGGCCCACCACACCAAGAGUCCCCACGCAAAAGCUGGCCACCCCAAGCCCACCCAUCAGCCCACCCAUCAACCCACCCAUCAGCCGAAGCCUGCUGAGGAGCAUGGCACACCUGUUGCCCCAGCUGUCAAGCCUGCCGCACCUGCACCCAAAGCAGUGGUACGGGAAUGCCUGGUGUGCAAGCGCAAGGCCGAGUGCAUUGGCUUGUACUGUGGCCGCGACUGCAUUGCCAAAUAUGUGCACGAUGCCAGUCAGACAAUCAAGGCAGCCAAGCUAGACGGCGAGCGGCGUCUCAUGUUUACGGAGCGAAGCUCCGGCAAGCUGGUUGCUGGCGUCACGAUGCCCACACCGGAGAACCUCACCAACUGGCUGGUGCGCAAUCCAACCUUUGAACUGGCCGUUGCACGUACACCAGGGCGUCCACACUCAACCAAGCAGCCGUCUUCCAAGCCAGCGCAAGCCAAGCAGCCACACACCAAGCCGGCAAAGCAGCCAGUAGCCGCUCCGGCACAGUCGGCUGUGCCCUCAGGAGCGAACACCACGUUGCCAGCACCCACACCUGGCAGCACGACCAACAACGCACCAGCCGAAAGCACAGGCAGCGCAGAAGCUGCGACAGAAGUGAAGAAACCGGAAGCAGCCCAGCCGUCCCCCGAACCAGUUCGCCUGAAUGUUCGCAAGGUGCUGAGGGAUGCACUGCUCAACAGGUGCAAGGAGGCCUCGGACCUGUCAUUGUCGGUGGACGAGGUGCGUCGCAUGGCGCUGCGCAUUGAGGAGGAGCUGUUCAAAGUGUUCCGGGACACGGGCACGCGCUACAAGUCCAAGUACCGCAGCCUGGUGUUCAACAUCAAGGACAGCCGCAAUCAAGGCCUUUUUCGCAAGAUCCUCCGGGGCAAGAUUCCACCCGACCGGCUGGUGCGCAUGACUCCCGAGGAGCUCGCCUCCAAGGAGCUGGCCCGCUGGCGGGAACAGGAGAACAAGCACACCAUCGAGAUGAUCAAAAAGGAGCAGAUGGAGGCAGCGCAGAACGUGUCGUCACACGCGCUUCUCAAGAAGACGCACAAGGGCGAAGUGGAGAUAGAUGACGACAACCUCCGACUGCUGGAGAAAGCUGAUGAGAAAGCGGUGGCCGAACACCCUGAGCCGCCAGCUGCAGUGGCACGCGUGCCAAGUGUCGGCAGCACGACAGCGACCAUCGAGACUGCCGAGAAGUCGGCCAGGGACACGACGGACGCGCACCGGUCACACCUCUUUGAUCUCAACUGCAAGAUCUGCACGGGAAAGGUGGCCCCACCCCCUGAAGAUAGGCCAACGCCUUCACCACCACCGUCACGACGUUCAUCGACAGCAAGCGUGCCUGCACAACCCAGCGGUAGCCUUCCAACGCUCGCAGACGAGCUGUCGUCGUCGUCUGCAUCGUCGACGUCCCCUCCACCUCCUCCACCCGCACGCGGCAGAGGUGGCACACCCCCACCUUCUUCAGAGCACAGCAAAGGGCUGCGGAGGCCACGCGAGGACUCUUCCGACCUCGAGCCAAGUUCCACUGUUUCACUCGGAUCCCCGGACUCUGGCAAGGGUGGCAGCAAGCAGCCCCAGCCAAGCUCGGUGUGGAAGGGCUUCAUCAGCAUGCAGGAGGUGUCCAAAUUUGUCACGGCUGCCUACAAGGUCUCUGGUCCCACGGACUUCCUCUCACAGCAGGAUAUCCCGGAUACAAUACAAGUCUGUGGCCGCAUCAUACCUGACCAGGUGUGGGACUACCUGAGCAAGAUCAAGCAGUCUGGCAACAAGGAGCUGUUGGUGGUGCGCUUCCAGCCUGCGAACGACGAGGAGCGGCGGCCCUACCGGGAGCUCUACACGUACCUGAACUCGCGCAAGCGGUGUGGCGUCGUGGGUAACUUGUCGCGCAUGCUCAAGGACUUCUACAUCCUGCCGCUGCCCUCACACAGCCCCGUGCCCACCGUGCUCAUGCCUUUCGACGGGCCCGGUCUGCAGUCCGGUCGGCCACACAUGCUUUUGGGCAUCAUAGUGCGACACAAGAACCGCCUCAGGCCGCCCUCUGGCAAAUCCAGGUCAUCAUGGUCCGAUCGCUCGGAAGCAGUGUCGCUGACGCCUCCACUGGCAGAGCCCUCUGUGGGUGCUCACUCUGAUGACGAGGAGCCUUACGAACCCUCGUACACGCCACCUUUGGAGAAGCGGCCAAGACAAGCCCGGCUUCGACAAACGUCGUCUGCCGCAGAGGAAAGGACGCCGUUGGCAGACGACGAGGACGUACCCUACGACCCUGAGGAGAAUGAGGUGGGCAUUGGGGGCACCACGCCGCCUUCUGCAGAGCCUCCUCCACCCCCUCCACCGAGGGUGUCUGGACAGGCUGUGAGCGAGCUGAUCGAGCGCAUCUCUGCGGGCGCCAACCCAGCUGCCGUCACGACAUCCGUGCUUGCCUCGCUGGCCUCCAACGCCAACCUGGAACACCAAAAGCGUCUGCUCGUGGAGCUCACUCAAGAGGUGGAAGAGCAGAAGCGGCAGAUUGAGCUUCAGCGCUUGCAGGCCAUCCAGCUGUCGAUGGGCAAGUCGUCUUCAUCCACCCCUCCGCGACCUCCCACCCCGAGCCAAGCACAGGCUGCGGAGGCUUCGGGCAUCCCCUUCUUGGAUAGCUCGCUGCCGACAGACACGGGCCUGUCUUUUCUUAGCGGCACCGGAACGUCCUCGGGUGGCUGCAGCCUGCCGUCAAGCCUCCAGGAGUUGCUCAACAAGGUGAAGGCACCGGCACCACAGCAGACGCCGUCCGGUGCCAAUUCCAGUGUCAGCGACGUCCUGGGCACGCUGCUGUCUUCCUCCGGGUCUCUUGGCACCUCGGCCGCCACAGCCAUUGGGUCACCUCAACAUGCGCAGAGCCCUCUAGGGGCCAAGAAGACGCUCACCGAGGACCCCAUCGUGCGUCACUUUGCUGGCGAUGCAACGCCAGAGUCCGACGCCGAAGGCGCUGGCACCACACCACCACCUCCAGGCAUAGGAGAUUCGCCACUGCCUGGCACUGCAGCCGUGUUGACGGUGGCAGCUGGCACUGCAGCGGCAGUGUCGCGGUCCCCGGGCACACCCACCAAGGACGAGUUGGUUGUUGAGGAUGCCUCCCGACCUCAGGACCCACGGAGGCGGAAGACUGCGUUGCAGUCAGCCAGUGCAUCAAGCCCUGCCAUGUCGCCACUUGUAACAGUAUCUUCGUCAUCCAGUGCAACAACAAGCAGCCAGCUGGGCGCCAAGUCUGCCAGCGAAUUGAUGGAGAUGGCGCGCAAGCAGCUUGAGGAGAUGGACGUGCCACCUCCACCCAGUGGAAUUGUGCAGCAACCUGUCACAGCACCGGCAGCCCCUCCUCCACCACCUGUUUACGGCGCCCCACCCCCCACAGGCAUGCCACCUGCAGGAAUGCCACCUGCUGGGAUGCCACCUGCUGGGAUGCCACCUGCUGGGAUGCCACCAGCUGGAAUGCCACCGGCAGGCAUGCCUCCACCACACCCGGCUGCUGGGAUGGCACCGCCAGCAAACCUGGUGCCGCCACCCGGAGGCAUGUAUGGCCCGCCGCCGCCACCACCCCCCGUGGACCCCUCUGCAUAUGGGGCACCCCCUGGCAUGCUGCCACCGGGCGUGGUACCACCGGGCUACCCACCACCUCCACCUCAGUGGAACACUCCUGCCGACCCCUACUGGAAGGGCCCACCACCUCCGCCGCAGGCCGGCUGGAAUGGUGGCGGACGUAGCGGCGAGUACCGGCAGCGCGGGGGGCCCCCCGGCGGCUGGAGGGGUGGCGGUCGCAGAAACCAGUGGGAACACUGAGCCCGGUGCUCGGCCGGCAGAAACCACCAGGACCACAAGGUCGUGCCCCGAACGAGAGUGGUACAAGAUUGCAGGAAGGCUUCCAUACCUGCCUCAUCAGGCACACUGUGGCAGCCGUUGUGCCCUGCAAUGCAGCCCUCGUCAUUCAUCGCACUAGGAGUACGGAACUUUCUGGAAAGGAGAACUUGCACACAUUGUACAGCCUUUCUUUAGGCCUAGCGCCCGGUUGACCUUGCAGCAUCGCCUUUGGCUCUGCAAGGUCACUUAUCUUUCAUCGCUCGCCUCAGUGGCAUUGUUGGCAUGGCAUCCAUCUGCAGGACACUGAAUGUGUGACGACGAUAGUUUGCCCACCACAGUGGAACACUUGAUUAGUGCUGUCAUAUACUACAUCCUCUCCAGCAGAAGACUGAAUCACCAGUGCAUUGAAGAGCAUUGUUCCUUGUUCAGUUUUUUUUUUUUUUUUUUUUCUGCUAUCUGUUCUAUAAGCUUGUUUCAAAUCCCCUGGAGGUAUUGUUUGUGUAGAUAAGUUUUGCGGCUCAUUUGGUUGGUGUUUUCUUGUUUUACGGAUGCUCAUUGGGCUGCCGGGACAAACAACAUUGGGCGACGUGUUGCACGCAGCUUCCAAAACCAGAAAACAAAAAAAAGAAAAGUGUCGCCACUUCCAUUACUUUUUUUUUUAUUCCUCCAGAUGUACAGACACAAAAAGAACUCCACAGUUGUUUCUCAUGAGAAGUGUACGUAACCAUGUCGGUAUUGACGCCGAGCUAUAGGUGUUAGCACGUGCUGGUACAAGCAGGCCCCAUGGUUUAUUAUGUGCCUCUGGAGGGGGGAUGCCUUGGAUGACACCACAGAAAAGUGCAACAUCUUUCUACACAGCUUCAUGUUUUGGGAAACAGCUCGAGCCGUCAUUGUCACCUCACCUGCCGUGCUCGCCUGUUCACCACCGACAACCAUCAUGCGCCUUGUACAUAACUCGCUUCUUUCGAUUCCACCUUCCCUUUCAACCCCAUUUUGCUGCCUCAUGAUUUUUAAUGUAACUAUGACAUUGUCACUUUCAGUACCAGAUUUUAAACUUCAGAACAAAAUAAAAGAGAAUAAGCGUUGAAACACAUUGGAAGAUUGAAAUAGCAAACUGCUUGCCGAGUCUUCUUUAGUGGAUUGUGCCCUAUGGCACUGGUCCAUGCAAGGGGUGGCUUACAAAAAAAAAUGCGAUGUGAAUUACUUCUGAAUCUAAGUAGAUAUACAAUCAGCGGCCCCUGUUUUGUCCUAUCAUGUUCGUAAACAAUGAACAUGUGCUGAAUUCAAGGAGAUAGUAAAUUGUGCAAUCAGUUAUGCAAAUUUUAAGCAUAGACAAGUUUUUGUCGCUGGUUGCAAAAAUGUGUCAAUUUUUCUUUUCUUUUUUGCCCCUUAACUUUGGCAGCAAAAGAAACAGCAACGCAACAGGAAUAGUUGCUGUGAUUCGCAGUUUUCCUACGUGUAUCUAAGGGCAAGUAUUGCAUUGUGCUUCCUAUUUUAAUCACAUAGCUAUAAUCUACAGCACCUCUGUAGGCAUCAAUGUUCUUCUGAUUGUUUUGUGAUGAGUCCUGAACUGCACGCUCAAAAACAUACACAGCCUUCGAGAAGUCGAGGCUUAAUACAAGCAGCAAGAUUAAUUCUGUUACCGAGAGAACUUGCAUUUUCUGUAGUGCAAUUUAGGGAAGUUUCAAAAGGCACAAAAGUUGAUCCUCAGCAGAAGUACAUGGGAUAAAAAGCUGGUUGCUGUCGUGGUAAGUUGACAUUCGAAGCCUUUUUUUUUUUUUUUAAUCUUUUCAGCGUGUCCCAUCGCAUGCAGCAAAUUCAGCAGCAGCAUCAGUAAAUAAAUAUAUGCCCUUGUAUGCCAGAGGUUGGUAAAAUACAAAUUAUACUUGCUUUUUUUCUUUAACUUUUUUUUUUAACCAAGCCUUAGACUAGUCACUUGUGCUCUCGUUGGAAUAAUUGUUUACCGUCUGGUAUUUGCAUAACAGUGAAAAGGUAAGGGGGGGGAAAUGCUUCCAAAACUAAUAAAGCUUUAGAGACUGAAAUUGAGCCGCAACAAAAUUUUGUUGCACUUGCCAUAGAGUGCAUCCAGUAAGUUCACCUGAGCAAACCACUUUUACCUUUUUUCUUCACCCACUAGCAUAACUAAUGAAAAACCCUGCCCUGAAAAACAGUUGUUGGGUGGGGUUAAAGGGCAUUGCAGAGCGAAGAUGAUGUGCUGGGUGGCGCAAGCUCGUUCCUUAAUGUGGGGCCUGCCACCAUAAAAAUAUGCCUGUACAAAAAAAAAAUGCAAAUUAGACAGCACCAGCUGAUAACGGCAGACAUGUUCUGCACUCGCAUAACGUGUACCCCCAUCUGAUGACACUGCUUUUUGAUGGACAUUGUGCAAUGACUGGGUGGGAAUUGUAUCUUUUUUUUACCUCCUUCCGAGUGUGUGUGUGGGCUGACCAACUCUGAAAGGUCUGUAGCAUCAUUGUGAUCUGUUGGCUGCGAUUUUUCUCCAAGUGGGGAGCUGUUGUGCUUGUGUAGCGAAGUGCUGCGCUUUCAGAAUAAAGACGGGCUUGUAGCUGUG